This is a messenger RNA of Galeopterus variegatus (Sunda flying lemur), 1495 nucleotides long. Its product is annotated as BTB/POZ domain-containing protein At2g04740-like. Bases 843 to 1217 code for a protein of 124 amino acids. Gene Ontology annotation, cellular component: cytoplasm; ubiquitin ligase complex. NCBI's taxonomy places the organism in Eukaryota, Metazoa, Chordata, Mammalia, Dermoptera, Cynocephalidae. Gene Ontology annotation, molecular function: protein binding. The transcript is spliced from 3 exons. The record is from RefSeq and is a predicted model, not a curated record.
GAGGGGACUGCUCCCCUGGGGCCCAAGGAGAAGAAAUGGGCGGAGAGAACGGAGGGCCACCUUUCGACCAAGUGGGGCCCGGUGCCGGACCCCGGGACAGGCCUGGGACUCCAGACGUGGGUCCUCUCUGAUGCCCUCGACCGGGGGCUGGGAACACCUAGAGCCCAGGAUCGGACUCUGGUCCCGGGGAUUGGGAAACUCCUGAUGUAGCCAAAGCGAAUGUGGCGCUGAGAUCGCCUUCUUUGCGGGCCAGACCGGGAGGGAGCAAGGGGUGCCCAGUUAGGGCACCUUUUUGUCUUGGCCUUUUCUUGACCUUUCCAUCCCCAUUCCCUGGUCCUGACCCGCUGCUUCUGACCUUCCCCGGCCUUACCCGAAAAGCCUCCCCAGGCCCCUCCCCAACAUCAGGGGCCACUUAGGAGUUAGUGGACAGCCCCCAAAGCUGAGUGCAGCUCAGCACUCCCAGGUCCGACUGGGAUGCCUCCCCGAUCAGUGAUGGCUCCACCACCCACCCAGACUCCCUUCUCCCCUCACCUCCCAUCAGCUACUGUGGGUCCUUCUAUUCUUCCUUCUAGUAUCUGCCCGCUUCCAUGCUGUCCCCCACCAGGACGCCUGCGGCAGCUUCCCUCCUCUGGUCUCCCUGCCUCCAGCAGGGCCAGCCCACUGCCCCAUGCAGUCAGAGGGCUCUGGCUGAGGUAGAGGUGCUGUCACCUCCUCUUUCUCCCAAAUGCUGAAAGGCCAAUCUUGACCUUCACAGCUCUGGGGCCUGGUCUCUGCCCCUGUGGCCCAUUGUCUCCCACUGGGCUGUUGUUGAUGCUCAGUGUCUGCCUCUGCAGGCCCACUCUAUGCCCCUGUCUGCACUUGGCCUCCAGUGUCCUUCCUGCUCUGCCUGUCACCUGCCCUCACCCAGUGGAGUCUCCCCCAGCCAGAAGGGAUGUUUUCCCUCCUUCCCUCUUCCACGAUCCCCUCCCCCAGAACAUGACCCAGCCCUGACCCAGGCUACGGCCUCCUUCCUGCCCAGGUACCUGCUGGAGCAGCGGGACGUGGAGGUGAAUGUGCGGGACAAGUGGGACAGCACCCCCUUGUACUACGCUUGCCUGUGUGGGCAUGAGGAGCUGGUGCUGUACCUGCUGGCCAAUGGCCCAGCUACCCACAUCUCUCCUUCGACACUGUGCCGGCCUCCCUCCAGCGUCCAGCCUCCUCUCUUGCCUACCUUAUAGUGUAUUCUUCAUGUUGCAGCCAGGUAGAUCUUUUCACAACAAAUCUGAUAGGCUUAAAAUCCUCUGAGUUCCCACUGUGUUUAGGUUAAACUAGACUACGUUGCCAUGCUCAUGAGGUUCCACAGAGUCUGUCCUUCCCUUGUUGGUCUCCUCUCCUGUGGCUCUCCCACCUGCACACCGUUCACGCAUAUUGGCCUUCUCUGGUGCUCCAUGAUGCCAUACCUGCUCCUGUGCCUGCUCCUGCUCCCCCUUCUGCUCUUGCUUCUGCUCCUGUGCCU